UCCUUCCACACCUUGCUUUAAAAUUCAAGGAAACAUUUCUCUCCUAGGAGAAAGAGAGAAGGAGAGAGGAAGGGAGAUCGAUGGCGGCUUUGAGAUGGCUUGUUCACUCAGCAUGUCAUGUCUUAGGGUACCCUAACGAAGACAAUAACAUGCAGUCACGUAACAAAGUUGUAGGGUGCUCUAAUGAGCAUGCAAGUGGAGUCAUGAUCAAGAAUUCAAGGCUGGAAAUGAAUCCUUGCACAGGAUUUCAAAUGCCUCUUCAUUACCCUCGUUACACAAAGGCUGAUUAUGAGAAGAUGGAGGAGUGGAAGGUGGACAUGUUGCUUGGAGAAUACGGGAUAAGUUUCAAGGGCAAUCUUGAGGAGAAGAGGGCAUAUGCGAUGGGUGCAUUCUUGUGGCCUGAUCAAUACUAAAUAUAUAUUUGCUAUAUAUAUUAUGAUCUUGAUCUAAUUUCUUGAUUGUAAUAUACGGUCCUACAAGUACUCUUGAGGCACAUACAUCUGAAGGGAAAGAUUUUGGGUCAAAUCAAACCUUGGAUCGUAAGGAGAGCAGAAGAUUAUUUUUCUUUUCUCUUUUCGAUGCUCGAGCAUGCAAAAUCACUUAAUUUAACUAGA
Populus euphratica (Euphrates poplar) is the source of this 614-nucleotide messenger RNA. RefSeq lists its product as uncharacterized. The transcript has a single exon. The record is from RefSeq and is a predicted model, not a curated record. Lineage: Eukaryota; Viridiplantae; Streptophyta; Magnoliopsida; Malpighiales; Salicaceae. The coding region runs from base 81 to 413 and encodes 110 amino acids.